Patiria miniata (bat star) is the source of this 4138-nucleotide messenger RNA. RefSeq lists its product as uncharacterized. Bases 250 to 3846 code for a protein of 1198 amino acids. The record is from RefSeq and is a predicted model, not a curated record. Lineage: Eukaryota; Metazoa; Echinodermata; Asteroidea; Valvatida; Asterinidae. The transcript has 3 exons.
GCUCAAGGGCUUCGGGAAAGCUCAAAAUAGGUUAGGUUUACAGACGCAAAGGUUAAUUUGCUAGACUUCGUGCCAAAAUCACGAGAUAACCAACAAGUUGUUUUGCAGCCCUUUGCCAUUUCUAAUGAAUCAUUGACUAAUUCGUUAUAAAGACUAAAAAAGGCAGAUAUGCUCGGUGGGCAAUUUUAAUAUUAAGGAAUGCAAACACUUCUUCACGCAUUCAGUGGAGUCCAAGGAUAGACUGCCAAAAUGCCGAUAGUUUUUCCAACGCAGAUUGUUCUAGCUCUGCUUGUCGUUUUCAGUCUCAAAGCUGUUCCUGCUGUCGAGACUGAGUCCAGUGGUCCAAUUGCUAACACAACAUGUGGCUUGGUGAUGGGAACAAGACCAGUGCUACCAUUCCUCGAUGGCAAUAUCACCACCUACCUUGGAAUCCCCUAUGCUGAGCCACCAACUGAAGAUCGUAGAUUUACAAAACCGGUUCCCAAGAAACCAUGGCAGGGCGUUCUUAAUGCGGUCGCCUACGGGCCAAUGUGUCCACAGGUAACCUCAGACCCAACGGAUAUCAUGGAUGAGGCUUGCUUGUAUCUGAAUAUCUUCAUUCCGGAUGAUGCAGUACGAAUCCACGGACCGUUACCCGUCAUGGUUUGGAUUCACGGUGGGAGCUUCACCAGUGGUAAGGGAGAUACCUACCUUGGGUUUAUGCUGGCAAUACAAGGUGGAGUUGUCGUAGUCAAUCUCAACUAUCGUCUCGGUUUACUGGGGUUCCUCUCCACUGGCGAUGAUGCAGCUCCUGGUAACUACGGACUCUGGGACCAGAAACUGGCCAUAGAGUGGGUGAAAGACAACAUCGGGAAUUUCGGUGGAGAUCCUCAGCAGAUCACGAUCUUUGGUGAGUCUGCUGGUGGGAUUAGCGUCUCGUUUCAGGCCAUCUCGCCAGCUAAUAAUCGUAACUUGUUUCAGCGGGUUAUUGCACAGAGCGGUGCGGCUGAUGACACGGUGGUCUUACGUAGUGACGCAUGCCGAGCUAACGCUGCCAAAGCCGGUUCACUUCUCGGGUGUGAUGAUAUCCAGGCAGGCUAUGAGUUUGUGGACUGUCUACGUGAAGUUCCAGCCCAGAGCUUUGUUGAUAUCCAGGCCGAACUGGGUCUGUUUGGGCCGUGUCUGGACGGUGAAUUUCUUCCCGAUUAUGCUGACAAUCUUCUCAAUUCCCCACAUUUUGGACAAUAUGAUCUUCUCCUUGGGGUUAAUAGUGACGAUGGGUCAUAUUUUGCUAUCAACCCAGAUGGCAUCAACAGCGCCACCUUACGGGCUCAAGUUACUAAUUUCUUCAGUACCUCCUGUCGCUGUGGCAACAUCGAAACACUGUCAGACGCAGCACUGUUUUUCUACACUAAGGGCGCCCUCGAUGAUACAAAAGCCAAUCAGAAAUCCUUAAUGGUGUUUGGCGGGGACGCGUUAUUCUACGUGCCGACCGUGAAUUAUCUGCAUAGCCACUACAAAGCAUCCGAGUCAUCCCAGUAUGGAACCAAGACGUACUUCUACUACUUUCCUAUGGCGCAUUUCCGGGAUGACUUCAUCCCACCAGGUUUCGAGGAGUACAUCGACGGAGCCCCACACGCUGCUGAUCUACCCUACGUCUUCGGUUUAGUGACGAUUCUACCCUUCCAACCAGAUGCUGCAAAGAACUUGAGCUUACAGAUGAUGACAUAUUGGACUAAUUUUGCUAAAACUGGAGAUCCCAACUCAAAUGGCCUCCCAGUCUGGCCAAAGUGGGACCCUAAUAACGAGGAGUACAUUAUUCUUGAUGCCACCAUCUCCACCGACCAGCACCUGGUGCAGGAUCGAAUGUCCUUCUUUCGUGACUACAUCCCAGAAUUGACUGAGGUGACUGACCCCAACACCUGUUCCCUGAAUGCUCCAAAGAGGAGCAUAGUACCGCAGACGGAUGGAGCAGUGCAGGUAGAUAUCAAAGCUGAAGAUGGACAUAUCUUUGGUACAGUGAUCGGUUCCUUAAAGAAGGCAGACGGUGCGAUGGGAGGACAUGACGUGGGCGAGUUCCUCGGGAUCCCGUACGCCAAGCCACCUGUGGGAGCCCUUCGAUUCCAGCCUUCACAAGAAAUGUCAGCACUUCCUGAUGAUCCCCUGGAGCUUACGGUCAAACCACCAGCUUGCCCUCAGGUCCUUGGCAAUGAUCCCUGGAUGAUGGGAACUGGACUGAAUGAAACAAAUGAAGACUGCUUAACUGUCAAUGUCUAUGCUCCAAGCACGCCCUCUAGUGAUCCGAAUAUGCCUGUUAUGGUUUACAUACACCAUGGGUAUGGUCUUUACGGCACAGCCUCAGCAUACGAUGCCACCACUCUUUCCUCCAUGCUCGAAGCAGUUGUUGUUGUCGUCAACUACAGACUUGGAGCUCUUGGUUUCCUGAGUACAGAGAACAAGGAUGCUCCUGGCAAUGCUGGGUUGCAUGACAUUAUCACAGCUCUUCAGUGGAUCAACAAGUAUAUCGGAAGUUUCCAAGGUGACCCAAGACGUGUUACCGUCACCGGCUACGGUAUAGGGGCGUCCUUUGUUCAUCUUCUCUCUGUCUCUGAGAAAACCAAGGGUCUGUUUGAUCGAGUUGUUUUGAUGAGCGGAUCAGCAUUCACACCCAUGGUGAAUAAUCCACAGAUGGAUCCGCUUGCACAGGCAGCUACCGUAGCUGAAAAGGUCAGUUGCCCAACUGAUGGUAGAGCUAUGUUAGACUGUCUGCAGGAGAUACCAGUAGAAAAGGUGGUUGCCAACACUCCUCGGGAUGACUUGUCUUUCUCCAUGGCAUUUCCACCCGUGGUUGAUGGGGACAUUCUCACAGACACUCCAACCAAUUUGAUAAAAGCUGGUAAGGUCAAUGAUGUCGACUUCAUCAUCGGAAUUACUCAGAGUCAAACAGAUGGCAUAGUCGCUAGUCUUUUAGGAGAUGACUGGGAAAGGUGUCCGAAUAAAACUGAGGUCCAAGGGUUGAUAGAAUUCGUUAUUGGGAAGCUAUUCCAGAACAAACAGGACUUAAUCUCGCUUGCCGCUAUGAGCGAGUACCUAGAGGGUCAUGAACACAAUCCAAGCCCGUGUCUGGACCGGCAACGUCUCAACCGAUUUAUGCUAGACGUACUCGCAGCCGUGCCUUGCACCCAAGCAGCUAGAUACCACUCUAACACCAACAACGAUGUGUACAUGUACACGUUUGAUCAAGAGCCAAAGUAUCACUACAAUCCUCUACCAUCCUGGACUGGCCCUGCCUUGGGUGAUGAUCUGCAGUAUCUCUUUGGGUUCCCCUACUGGCCCAUGGCGUCAUACCCACUGACAGAAAACCCUGCCUACAGAAUGAGCGACAGGAAGACGAGUCUAGAGUGGACAACAAUGCUUUCAAACUUCAUCAACGAUGGCUACCCCGGAGAGUCUCUUUCCGGUGUCGAGUGGCCUCGCUAUAGCGCCCUCAACGCCAACCACCUGGCAUUGGACUCGUGUCCAGAGGUUCAAUCCAACCUUGUGGAGCACACAUAUCGCUUUUGGAACGAGGUGAUUCCUUCUUUGGACGUCUCUCCAGACGCACCAUCGAUGAAGCCAACCCAGCACCCUACACCAGAGCCUUAUAUUGAUGGAGGUUUAGGGUUGAAGUUGUCUCCUGAUGAGGCUAACAUGCUGAUCAAAGCACUCUUUGGGACUAGCAUUUGUCUAGUGGUCUUGUGUCUAGCCUCAGCUGUAGUGAUCAUAAUGCAACGAUUGAAAACAAAGAAAGCACCAGAUCAUGCUUAUCCUGAAUCAGGAGAUAACGUGUACGAUAAUCCAAGCAAGAUAGAAAUUAAAUCUCUUUGAAAGAAAAAAAUGACAUAUUUGCAGUUUUAACAGUUUGCAUCAUAGAUGUAAAUAAUUAUCAAUAACCAAUAAUAUUACGUCUUAGCUUUUUGUAAAACAUUUUUUUUUAAAAUAAUUAUUUAGGAGUUUUAGAAGUUUAUUUUAGCUUUUAGAAUACAAAAUACAAUGUAAAAGGAUUGAUAAUCAACAUCUACGCUGCAAAGCACAUUAUAAUAAUGUUUUAGUGAUUUAAGUAAGCAUAUGGGCGUCGCCAGGAUUUUUUUCCCCCCAAACCCCUAUAUUUUCCAGCAUU